This is a messenger RNA of Dicentrarchus labrax (European seabass), 2575 nucleotides long. It is a transcript of the gene ccndbp1, whose product is annotated as cyclin D-type binding-protein 1. Gene Ontology annotation, cellular component: nucleus. The transcript has 11 exons. The record is from RefSeq and is a predicted model, not a curated record. Bases 92 to 1126 code for a protein of 344 amino acids. Gene Ontology annotation, biological process: regulation of cell cycle. Lineage: Eukaryota; Metazoa; Chordata; Actinopteri; Moronidae.
UCCCCGGUUCCACAUCCUGCGCUCCUGUGGUUCCACAACACGCAUGUAUCUAACACAGUUAACGUGAAACAAAAACAAAAACUUUGGUGACAUGAGUGCUGAUAAUUGUGCUGGAAAUGUGUCUGUGCCUUUACGAAACAUCCUGAACUCCAUCCAGUGUGUUAGAGACCGAGUCAGAGACGGAGAAUCCAACGAGUCCGAUGGAGCGUUCAACCUCUCCAACUUCUGGGACACUCUGAACCAGGCGGUGAAGGCCGUGUCCCAGGAAGCCACUAAACUCAGCCUGGCCUUCUCUAAACCUCCGCUUCCAUCACAACAGGAUGGAGAGAGGUUAGCAGAGUCCAUCAUGAAGAGUGUCCUGACUCUGUCUACAGUGUAUUACUGGCUACCUAAGAGCCAAGGUAUCAGUCUGCGCCGACAGGUCAGAGACGCCACGGUCGAGGUUCUGGAGGGAGUCGCACAGCUGGUGGAGGUCAUACUGAGCUCACCGCUACAGAGUCUGUCCCAGGAACAGCUGACCUCAACAGGAAGUGUGUGGUCGGCCUGCGACCAGUUUGCCCAGUUGCCACAAGAUAAUAAGGGAGCCGUGCUGGUGGUUCUGUCUGCUCAGAUUGGAGUUGUGAAAGAUGCCAUAGAGGAAAUUGAACAGGCGUUAUCCGAGGCCCACGACCCGUUCAGUGACGUCCUCGACGAUGACCAGGAAGGGGAGGAGCCUCGGGGCAACCAGGACACUUAUUGGUCGGAGAAAGACCGGUGCAUAAUCGGUCCGUGCCAGGGUCUGAUGAAAGCCUCUGCAGCGUGCCUGAGGAAGCUGAUGUCGGCCGUCAAAGCCAACGGUGACGUUACCACAGCUCAGAGCCUGGCUCAGCUCGACGACCUGGCUGACAUCACCAAGGAAAUCAGCCCUGGUGUCGAUGAUCUGGCUCUCUGUCUGUACCCGCCCAUGGACUACAGCGGAGUGGAGACCAACGUGUCUAAAUUGGCCUCACUGUUAAGGAAGGUUCUGGAGAUCAUCAGGUCCAGUCAUGUGUGCGGGGAGUCCCAGCUGACCUGGGUUCAGUUCUUAGAGGGAGCCGUCGAUCACAACCUGCAAAAAGCCAAAGACCUUAUACAGCAGGACAGCUAGUGUGUGUGUUUGUGUGUGAGAGUGUGGUUUUAUGUGCCAGUGUGUGAAAUGAAUGCCUAGAGUGGUGUGUGACAGAUUGAGUGCAUUGUUCGUGUUUACAAGGACACGCAUGUACAACAUGUAAGAAUAAAAGGGAGCGACUCGUGUCCUUACAUGACCUCUGCUGUGGAAAGAAGCUUCAUUAUGUAACUCUGAAUACCCUCGCAGGUCAAUAACCUCGUCUACACAGUCUAAUCUGCAUCUGACUGUUUGCCAAACACACACACACACACACAACAUGCUCCAGGACCAGUUUUGUGACAGUUUACCGACUGGGUUAAUUAAAAUAACAAGCACAUCUCUUUAAUAGCCUUUAAUGGAUGAGCCUUCAAGGUUAAGAGUGAGACGAUGUGGUUUUGCAGCUUUCUAUGUACCGCCUGAAGGUUUCGCACAUAGAGAAGUUCAGGUUGGCAAAUAUUGAAGGCCCAGUGUGGAGGAUUUAGUGGCAUCUAGCUGAGUAGGUACAUAUUGAAGCUCCCUCCCUUUCUACUACUGUGGCCGCAACAUGUGCAAAAAACACAAACAUCCCCAUCCGGAGACAGCGUUUGUCCGUUCUGGGCUACUGUAGAAAUAGAAAGCGUCAGUAGAUAAAAACAAAACAUAAUGAGUCUUAUUUGCAGGUCAUUAUACACUAAUGAAGACAUACCUUUGAAUUUUAUACUGCAUUUAUGGUAUACACUGUUGGCUGACUUUACUGUGAAUCAGAAUUAAGUCUUCACAUAAGAGGAAUUUGCCACAUUGUACAUUGGUGCAUAAGAAUCACAAUCCUAAAGACAACUUGGAGCUACAUGUGACAACAUCAAGUGUGGUUUAUUUCAUGAGUUUGAAAUACAGACCUGAGACAUAGACUAGAGACAACAUUGAUUCACACUGCAGAACACAAGUGUGUAAAGAGAACUGCGAUGUUUGCAGCCACAGAGCAGCACAAAUAGAUUAUAACAUGAACCUUUGGCAGCAUUUCUGAAAUUCCUCUGAAUGUAAUGCAAUCCAAAACCACAAACUACGGCAUCAGUGGUACCUCGAUGGUCUAUUUGCUGGCGACCUUUCGUUAUUAACUGGAAGGAAUUCAACCUCAAAGAUCCAGUGUGUAACAUAUUGCAGGAUCUGUUUUUAUAUAUAUUUUUAUUAGUGUUUAAUCACCUGAAAAUAAGAAUGUUUUGUUACCUUAGAAUAAGCUGUUUUUAUCUACAGGCAACAUACACAGCCACUGUAGUUUCUCCUCCACGCUUAGAAAGCUGAGUAAGGUUGCUGUCUGCAGGUUCGCUGGUAGAUGCCACUGAAUCCUACACACUUAUAUACAACAGACAUUAUAUACAGAAUCUAUUUUGAAUAGAUUAUUAUAAAUAAUUAGAAUUAGAAUUGAGAGGCGAACUGAAUGAUACAGCAAUAAAAUGAUGUGUAAAAAGAAAA